AGCCUAUAGACGCCACGAGUCGGCGGCGCUACCGAGGGGCUGUGGGCGCUGCAGGUGGAACUUAGGGCUGUCAGUGCGCUUCCAGCUCCUCACGCCGACCCCGCGCGCAGCCCGCACUAUGGCAGCCCCGCCGCAGCUGAGGGCUCUGCUCGUAGUCGUCAACGCACUGCUGCGCAAGCGCCGCUACCACGCUGCGUUGGCCGUGCUUAAGGGCUUCCGGAACGGGGCUGUCUAUGGAGCCAAAAUCCGGGCCCCUCACGCGCUUGUCAUGACCUUUCUCUUCCGGAAUGGCAGCCUCCAGGAGAAGCUGUGGGCCAUACUGCAGGCCACGUAUAUCCACUCCUGGAACCUGGCACGGUUUGUGUUCACCUACAAGGGUCUCCGUGCCCUGCAGUCCCGCAUACAAGGCAAGACCUACCCAGCACACGCAUUCCUGGCAGCCUUCCUCGGGGGUAUCCUGGUGUUUGGAGAAAACAAUAACAUCAACAGCCAGAUCAACAUGUACCUGUUGUCACGCGUCCUGUUUGCCCUGAGCCGCCUGGCUGUAGAGAAGGGCUACAUCCCUGAACCCAGGUGGGACCCGUUCCCGCUGCUCACCGCAGUGGUGUGGGGGCUGGUGCUGUGGCUCUUUGAAUAUCACCGAUCCACCUUGCAGCCCUCGCUGCAGUCCUCCAUGACCUACCUCUAUGAGGACAGCAAUGUAUGGCACGACAUCUCAGACUUCCUCAUCUAUAACAAGAGCCGCCCCUCCAAUUAAUGCAGCCCUGAGGUGUCUAGCUGUGGCUCAAGAUUUGGCCCCGUGCAGACCCUCCCAAAGGACCUGCCUUCUCAAGAUCAUAGGCCUCAGACUCCAACUGGUGUUAUCCCAGGGUUCCGUUUGCCGAAGUAAAAACACUGAUUUUCAAAUCCCAGUGGGUACAUUUGUAUGGUGGCACAAGUGGCCGAAUCAGGCUGAGGAAUCUAGGGCUUGGUUCCAGCUGUGCAGCUGACUUCUGUGAGACUGGAGCCAGCCACACCACUCUCUAGGCCUCAAGGGUCAUGGAGCUCAGAGGAGGGCCCUGAGGUCUCUUUCUGGUGGGUAUGUUCAUUCUUCAACUGUUCUUAUGUCACAGAGGGCUCCUUGCUGGUGGGCAGUGGGUUGUAAAUACUUUUUAAAAAACAGUAAGUUCCUCAUCUCAGAUGCUGUUUUAUUGGAGAAGUUCUAGAGUCCCACUGUCCAAUAGAAACACAUGAGCCAUAUAUGUAAUUAAAAUGUUUCUAGUAGCCACAUUACAAAAAAGUAGAAGGCUGGGCACUGUGGCUCACUCUUGUAAUCUCAGAACUUUGGGAGGCUGAGGUGGGUGGAUCACUUGAGCUCAGGAGCUUGAGACCAGCCUGGGCAACAUGGUGAAACCCAGUUUCUGCAAAAAAUACAUAAAAUUAGCCGCAUUCCAUCACCCGUGGUUCCAGCUGAGGUGGGAGGAUCACUUGAGCCUGUGAGGUCGAGGCUACAGUGAGCAAAGAUCAUGCCAUUGCACUCCAGCCUGGGCGACAGUGAGACGCUGUCUCACCAAA
Nomascus leucogenys (northern white-cheeked gibbon) is the source of this 1554-nucleotide messenger RNA. It is a transcript of the gene PXMP4, whose product is annotated as peroxisomal membrane protein 4. The record is from RefSeq and is a predicted model, not a curated record. Lineage: Eukaryota; Metazoa; Chordata; Mammalia; Primates; Hylobatidae. Gene Ontology annotation, cellular component: peroxisomal membrane.